Suillus discolor is the source of this 297-nucleotide messenger RNA. RefSeq lists its product as uncharacterized. The coding region runs from base 1 to 297 and encodes 98 amino acids. NCBI's taxonomy places the organism in Eukaryota, Fungi, Basidiomycota, Agaricomycetes, Boletales, Suillaceae. The transcript is spliced from 5 exons. The record is from RefSeq and is a predicted model, not a curated record.
AUGGCUCUCUUUGCCGAUCUUCAUGUCAUGCAGCUAAGCCCAGAAGUUGAUGCGAAGAAGGAAAAUAGCAGUGGACAUGGAAAGGAUGCACUCCCAGUCACUAAAACUCUUCUCAAGGAGUAUGCAGAUAAGAAACAAAAAAAGGCCACUGGUACUUGCAUCUCAACCAAGUCCAAGGUCAAUGACAUCACUCAAACCCUCAAGGCCAUAGAAAAUGAGCUCAAUAGUCUUAAUUGUCGCACUGGUGCAGAAGUCAUGUUGUACAUGACACGUGGCUCUACUGAUCUUCCUCUUUGA